AUGCCCCCAAUAAUAACUACUUUGCAACCGAUCCUGGCCCCCUACGAGGGCAAGCCACUUUUGACACCCAAAGAGGCCAACAUGCUCACAUACCAUCUGAUUGAGCGGCUGAUGGAACAUUCGUGUGACAAAUCCGUGCUCAAGCUCCUGGCCAGGUACUUAUCAAAACAAACGUACGAGGAACUGGUAACCGAGAGAAUCAUCAACCAUUACUGCGGAUAUCCGCUGUGCGACUUCCGAGAUCCAGGCAGAAUCAAAGAAGUCCAGGUGAACCAGCUGGUUUCGAAACUCAAAUUGCCCAAAUCGUACAACCACAAGUAUUGCUGCAAGAAACACUAUCAGUGUUCGGAGUUUUACAAGCAGCAAUUGACCACAGACGCAUUGUUUUCACGCACAAAACUCGAUCUGCCCCAGUUUCAUCCAAAGGCCCCGGAAUCCAGCAUAAUUCUACUGGACGAUAUCUUUGAUCCCGUCGGAACGUCCAACCCAGACGAUAUUAUGUUGCUGUUGCGCGAAAUGAGCAUCAGCGACCCCCAAUUGGAAACAGACGAGCUGAUCGACAAGUUCAGCAACAUCGUCAUCCAUGAAAAGAACAUUGAGUAA
This is a messenger RNA of Ogataea philodendri, 603 nucleotides long. RefSeq lists its product as uncharacterized. NCBI's taxonomy places the organism in Eukaryota, Fungi, Ascomycota, Pichiomycetes, Pichiales, Pichiaceae. The record is from RefSeq and is a predicted model, not a curated record. Gene Ontology annotation, cellular component: nucleus; cytoplasm. Gene Ontology annotation, molecular function: RNA polymerase core enzyme binding; RNA polymerase II CTD heptapeptide repeat phosphatase activity. Bases 1 to 603 code for a protein of 200 amino acids. The transcript has a single exon.